ACCAGUAUACGAAUGACACCGAGUUGAGCCAAUCAGAGUAUGAUUUUACUUCAGCGGUCCCAGGCCACCCAAUUAGCACUGAAAGCCUUGAAGGGCAGGGACAGCAAAGGAAGACAGAUGAAGAUCUCUUAUCUAAAAGAAAAGUGAAAGUUGGUGAGAUUGAUGUCCUGACGAAGCCAUCCCUCGGCUGGUAGUGCAAAAGAAAACAGUUCGUCCCCAGGUGUAGACUCUUGGAAUAGAUGCUUAGACAAAAAUCAAUUUCAUUAAGCAAAGGCAAAGGAGAUAACACUUUCAGAGUGGUGCCUACUUGCCGAGUUAUAGGAUGAGAAUUUUCUUUGAUGAUUUGCAGUAACUAUCGCGAUGGCCACAGAUGAAACAGAACUUAGAAUACUGUCUCCAACUCACAAAGUGAUCAACAGGUUUAGCAUUAUUCCUAUUUAUUCUGAGAGAUGGCAGGGACAGCGCGCCAUGACCGGGAGAUGGCAAUCCAAUCCAAGAAAAAGCUUUCCACAGCCACCGAUCCUAUUGAAAGACUGCGAUUGCAGUGCCUGGCCAGGGGUUCUGCAGGCAUCAAAGGACUUGGCAGGGCGUUUCGGAUUAUGGAUGACAAUAACAACCGAACCCUUGAUUUCAAAGAAUUUUUGAAAGGCUUAAAUGAUUACGCUGUGGUCAUAGAAAAAGAGGAGGCAGAAGAACUUUUCCGGAGAUUUGACAGAGACGGCAAUGGAACAAUAGACUUCAAUGAGUUUCUUCUCAUGUUAAGACCCCCAAUGUCCAGAGCCAGAAAAGAGGUAAUCAUGAAAGCUUUUAGAAAGUUAGACAAAACGGGAGAUGGGGUUAUAACCAUCGAAGACCUUCGUGAAGUUUAUAAUGCUAAACAUCAUCCAAAGUAUCAAAAUGGGGAAUGGACAGAGGAACAAGUCUUCAGGAAAUUUCUGGAUAACUUUGACUCACCCUAUGAUAAAGAUGGAUUGGUGACCCCUGAGGAAUUCAUGAACUACUAUGCAGGUGUAAGUGCAUCGAUUGACACAGAUGUGUACUUCAUCAUCAUGAUGACGACUGCCUGGAAGCUCUAAAUACCUGUCCCUGGAAACCAGGCCCUGCACUCAGUCACAUGGCUCCAAGUGAUUAAACCCUACCCCCAAACUCAGAAUACUCUUUUAUUUCAAUGUUCAUUGCACACUCUUCUUUGCCAACACACUGCAUUUUCUAGGCUGACAAGAGGGCAGAAAUAAAGUCACUAAGUAAUUAACUACA
This is a messenger RNA of Mastomys coucha (southern multimammate mouse), 1257 nucleotides long. It is a transcript of the gene Capsl, whose product is annotated as calcyphosine like. Gene Ontology annotation, molecular function: calcium ion binding. The record is from RefSeq and is a predicted model, not a curated record. Lineage: Eukaryota; Metazoa; Chordata; Mammalia; Rodentia; Muridae. The coding region runs from base 450 to 1076 and encodes 208 amino acids. The transcript has 6 exons.